Messenger RNA from Neltuma alba, 523 nucleotides. RefSeq lists its product as uncharacterized. Bases 70 to 375 code for a protein of 101 amino acids. The transcript has 3 exons. Lineage: Eukaryota; Viridiplantae; Streptophyta; Magnoliopsida; Fabales; Fabaceae. The record is from RefSeq and is a predicted model, not a curated record.
AUCUCAAUAUUACUUGUCAUCAUUGGAGUGCUCUUAUCAGAUUCAUCACUAUCCGAAGCAAGAUCAGAAAUGUUUUGGGCUCUUACCAUAUUACUAGUAAUAAUACUCAUUAUCUAUGCCGUCGCCAUAGGUGUGAUAAUGCCUUCUUUUCCGUUUCCAUCCUGGCCAGAUCUCUUCAGGUUUAGUGCUCAUGUAGCAUUAGGGUUUUUAAUCUCAACACUGCUUGAGGAAUUCUCUGUAAGGUUGUCGGCUGUUAUCUUAUGGUUAUCCAUCUAUAAUGCCGACACGAUACUUGCUCAAUAUACAUCAAUCGCAGGUUUCUUGAGGUUCUCUAGCUUGUGCAGUAUUAAUAUCAUUCCUCAUCUCCGGGGAUGAGACGCCAAUUUAUGUCUUCCCCAUCUGGGCAAUAUUGGUUUUUUCAUAUUUGAAGAACAACGAGGCAUCAAUUCUAGGAAACGACAGUGAUUCCACAAGUAGUGUCUGGGAUUCUCCAGUUAAGUCUCAGGGCAUGCCCAACAUUUAU